GUACCAGGGAGUGUGUCUCUUUAAUGAGGCUGGGCUUGGAGCAGCUCUGCUGCUGGCACAGGGAGCGAGGGAUGGAGCGAGGGCGGUGAAGGAGCCAGUGCCAGAGAGGGAGCCUGCAGCAGGGAGAGGCGGGGAAGGACCGCUCAUCCCCCCUGGGUAUCGCAGACCCCAGACCGAGGGGCAGAGAAACCCACGGCAGGGCAGAGAGCUUUGCGGAGGGCACGACCCAGGGGGUGCUGAGCCGAGCCUGGAGCCCCUGUGUCAUCCUCCUCCUCCUCCUCCAGCUGCCCGCUGAGCGACAAUGCCAGGCCUGUACGUCCUGUCCUCCUGGGAGCCUCUGCCCCUGAAGAGCUCCAAGGUGAAGGCUUGUGCCAAUGGGUACUCCCUGAGCAUCACUGCUCACCUCACAUACACCAACCCCCACGAGGAGCCCGUGCAAGGUAUUUUCAUCUACCCACUGGAGCAGUCAGAGGUGGUGGCCAGCUUUGAGGCGGCAGCGGGCAGCCGGCGGGUGACAUUCCAGGUCCAGAACCGGCACCGGGUGCAGGACUGCUGCCUCCAGUGCAUCCCAAACCCCAGCCAGCCGCGGCACUGUGCCGGCGGCCACCUUGUCCUGGAUGAAGAUGUGGAGCGCUCCACCUUCAUCAUCGUCACAGGCACGCUGUGCGCAUCGGAGAGCCUGUCCAUCACCCUGAGCACAGCGCAGGAGCUGGCCACGCUGCCGGAUGGGGCCCUGCGCCUCCUCCUGCCACCCGUCCUCACACCCCGUGUCCCUGCUGACCCCGAGAGCGAGCCGGCAAGCUUGUGUGACGACAGGUUGGCCCUAUGCCCCACCAGCUGUUUUGGGGGGCCGGGUGCCCGGAGCCAGCCCCCCGCCAUGGUGCCUGUGGAGAGUGUGGAUGUCUUUCGAGGCCGGACCUGCAACCCUUUUCCUUAUGAGUUUGCCUUCGAGCUGCUGGUGAAGGGCCCCUGUUUGCUGGCAGGGCUGGAGAGCCCGUCCCAUGCCCUGCGAGCCGAUGCCGACCCCUGGGCCAGCUCUGCCGCCACCACCUGCGUCACCCUGGCUGAGCCCCACCGCUAUGACAGGGACGUGGAGAUCAUCCUCUACCCCUGCGAGCCCCAUCACCCCCACCUGGUGAUGGAGGAUGGCACCAUGACAUACCCUGAGUAUGAGGCCCUCAUCCGGAGCCGCCGGGAUUACAUGCGGAUUGCCAGGAAGGACAGCAGCGGCGAGAGAGAGGUGGCUUUUGUGCAGAAGCGUUUCCACAAAGACAUCUUCCCCAACCCUGUGCUGAUGCUGAACUUCUGCCCAGCGGCGGAGGGUGUCCCUGGGAACCUGCAGAGCAUCACCCGCGAGGUCCUCUUCCUCAUCGACUGCAGCAGCACCAUGAGCAGCCCUGACCUUGACAAGGUCAAGGAGGCUUUGCUGGUGGCCCUGAAGAGCCUCCCAUCGGGGACACUGCUCAACGUGGCCAGCUUUGGUGCCGAUGUGAAGCCACUCUUCCUGUCCAGCCGCCUCUGCAGCAACGAGACGCUGCAGCGCACCUGUGAGCACCUCAGCCGGCUGCGGGCAGACGCGGGCAGCACCAACCUGCUGGCAGCCCUGCGCUGGGCGCUGGCACAGCCCCUCCACCAUGGCUACCCCCGUCAGCUCUUCCUCUUCACCGACACGGCAGCAGGCAACACAGGCAGGAUCCUCCGGCUGGUGCGCAGGCAGGCCAGCACCGUCAGAUGCUUCAGCUUCGGCAUGGGCCCAAGGGUGUGCCGGCGGCUGCUGAAGGGCAUGGCCAAGGUGAGCCGGGGCCGCGCUGAGUUUCUGAGCCCGGCCGAGAGGUUGCAGCCCAAGCUGAUCAAGUCCCUGAAGAAGGCAAUUGAGCCGGCUGUCAGCGACAUCACCAUCGACUGGUACGUCCCCGACAGCAUGGAGGCUCUGCUCUCGCCCACGGAGUUCCCAGCCCUCUACCCUGGCGACCGCCUCGUCAGCUACUGUGUCCUCUACAGCAUCGCCCGCUUCCGCAGCAGGCGCUCGCAGGGCCGGGAAGGGCCUUGCCGGGGCUCAGCCUUUCCCUCCCAGGAGGAUGUGCCCAGCCCCAGGGAGAGCUGCCAGCUGUCCCGGCGCACUCUGGGAUCUGGGGACAUCUCCCUGGAUCUCCUUGCUGGGAGUAUGGAGGCGUCGGACCGGAGUGUGGAUCCUGCGUCAGGGGGAGAUAUCUGGAAGCGGAUUUACCAGCCGUCCUACAUCCAGGAGCAGUAUGUCCUGACGCACUGCUCCGUCAGCACCGACCGCAGUCGGGGGCUCCUCUCCCACAGCUCCACCAGCAGUGAGUCCACCGGCUCCCGGGAUGUGGCCCCUGAGGUCCCGGGCACUGAUGCCACCUCCCAGCAGGGCCAGAAGAGCCUGUCCAUCUGUGAGUCCUCCACCAAAUCUGCCCCACUGCCCUCUGCCCCGGCUGGCACCAAGGUGAUGAUGGCCCUGAGCAUGGAGGAGCUGGCACGGCGGAAGAAGGCGCUGGCACGUGCUGCCCUGGCCAGCCGCAGCUUCUCCUCACCGCAUGGGCAGCUGGACACGCACCGGCUCUACCAGGCCCUGGAGAAGGUGUCACAGAAAAGGAACCAGUCCCUGGAAGGGCAGCUGGAUGAGCUGGGACCCCAGGGACGGCAGCUGCAGCCCAGUGCAGUGGAGUCAAAUAACCUCCUCUCACCCACCCACCUGGACUGGGACAUGCUGGUGGAGCCCUCCUACCUCUUCAGUGCUUCACCGGUGCCCGAGCCAGGGGAGUCCAGCCUGGGCGAUGCCAGCCUGCCCUUGCGCUGCCAGGUGGUGAUCCAUGCGCUGCGAGCUGGCAAGCCGGUGUCCUGGGAAGUGACGGCCUCGCUGGAGUCAGUGAUGCAGGGGCCAAGCAGGGAGGACUGCCCGCAGCGGGUGGGCAAGGCCUGGGACAAGCCGCUGCACCGCUUGGCAGCACGCUCCGUCAUUCGGGACAAUGAGAACGCGGCGCAGCGGGAAGCAGAGCUGGAGCAGGGUUUUGCCCGCCGGUUCCGCCUGAAAGCUGUGCAAACCAGCAAAGCCUGCAAUGUGCCUUCUCUCUACACUCGCCUGGUGCCCGUGGAUGGUGCCACACAGGCAGCCCUGCCCGCAGCCCCCGAGGUGUGGGGCACAGCCGGUUCUAUCAGGCAGUCACGAGCCACUGCAGCAGGGAGCUGGCACCACAGGAGCUCUUCAGCAGGUCUGGGGCAGCAGCGGGAUGUGGAAGAGCUGGAUGAGGCUCCUCUCACUGCAGAGCGAGGCGAGACACCUGCGUCUCCAGCCAGCAUCUCCUCCCCUACCUAUGGUGGGGAAAAGCAGAACUUCUUGAACGGGCCUCCAUCCAGCCCCUCCACCACCUCCAUGGGCUCCCAGAAAUCCACAGAGAGUAUCAGUGGCUCUAGGUUUAGCCUGAGCAGGCGCAGGGGGCCCAGCCUGGCGCUGCGCCUGCAGGGCCUCAGCCCUGAGACCGAGCGCUCCAGCAACCAUGACUACCUCCCGCUGUCACCUGCCCCGCUAUUGCAGGUCCAGCUGCAGCAAGCCAGGGGCCCAUUCCAGCUCACCGAAAGCUUCUCUGAUGUGGUGCAGAUCCCACUGGAUCGCCUGCGCCGGGCCUCCCCCUAUGCCUCCCACCAUGCCAGCCUCAGCCCUGUGUCCCCAGGGGCCAGGAGCAGCCUCCAGGCAAGGCCUGGCAGUGAAGAAGGCGAGGAGCCCGCCGCAGCCCUUCAGCCCAGCUCACCCCCAUCCCAGAGCACUUGCUCUGAGGUGCCCAGUGCAGCUGUGUGGGCACAGGCAGACAGCGGGCAUGGCUCAGAGUCUGACACCGGCCCCCACUCAGCUGCCCCCUCCGAGGCUGGCAUCAACUGGCAGGACGUGGGGCCGGAGGACCUGGAGAGUGCCAGCUGGGCCACGGCAGUGGCCUUGGCAUGGCUGGAGCAUCGCUGCGCUGGCUUCUUUGAGGAGUGGGAGCUGGUGGCAGCCAAGGCAGAUGCGUGGCUGCAGGCGCAGCGGCUGCCUGAGGGGGUGGACGUGGCCUGCCUCAAAGGGGCGGCCAGACACUUGUUCCUGCUGCUGCGUCACUGGGAUGAGAACAUCAAGCUGAACAUGCUGUGCUACAACCCCAACAACGUCUGACAGCUGCCAGAGGGGCCAAUAAAGGUGACCGGCUUCA
This is a messenger RNA of Pezoporus flaviventris, 4196 nucleotides long. It is a transcript of the gene VWA5B2, whose product is annotated as von Willebrand factor A domain containing 5B2. NCBI's taxonomy places the organism in Eukaryota, Metazoa, Chordata, Aves, Psittaciformes, Psittacidae. The record is from RefSeq and is a predicted model, not a curated record. The transcript is spliced from 22 exons. Bases 302 to 4159 code for a protein of 1285 amino acids.